Messenger RNA from Diaporthe amygdali, 1383 nucleotides. Its product is annotated as midohydrolase domain containing protein. The transcript is spliced from 2 exons. NCBI's taxonomy places the organism in Eukaryota, Fungi, Ascomycota, Sordariomycetes, Diaporthales, Diaporthaceae. The coding region runs from base 1 to 1383 and encodes 460 amino acids. Gene Ontology annotation, molecular function: hydrolase activity, acting on carbon-nitrogen (but not peptide) bonds. The record is from RefSeq and is a predicted model, not a curated record.
AUGAGCCGCAAGACACUUACUCUGCAUUCUUCACUGUUGUUUGAUCCACGGAAGAAGGCAUUUGUGAAAGAUGUCUCCAUCAAAAUCGACCGCCACUCAGGCGGCAUCGCUGACGUGUAUGAGCGGGCAUCAGACGAUGAGAUUCGUGACGGCGACAUCGAUCUCAGAGGCAAGGUCGUGAUGCCCGGCUUUGUGGACGCGCACACGCAUAUUUUUCUCCAUCCUUACAGCGAGCGGCCCGCAGCCGAGCAAAUGCGCGACGAGUCUAUCGUCGAGCGUACCGUGAGAGCCACGAACCACGUCCGCGAGGCGCUGCUCUCGGGCUACACGACAUACCGCGAUCUGGGCACGGAGGCGAUGGAGAACUUCGACGCCAACCUGCGCGACUGCAUCAACCGCGGCUUGAUCCCGGGCCCGCGGCUCUUCGUGGCCACGCACGCGCUGGCGUCGACGUCGUCGUACGACAUCCGCAGCGAGAACCGGCAGAACGGGCUCAAGCUGCCGCAGUCGUCGGACGCGGAGGACGGGCCCUGGGGACUGCGUCGCGCGGUGAGGAGGCGCAUCGGGGAUGGGGCGGACGUCAUCAAGUUCUACGCGGACUACAGGCGCAAGGUGAUGCGGUUCCCGCCUCUGCCCCCAGCUGUGUCAGGGGGCGGCCCUGGGAACGGGAUACGGUUCCCGCCAACGCACGCGCUGCCGAACCCAGCGGUUCCGCUGUUCAGCCAGGAGGAGAUGAACGCGAUUGUGGAGGAGGCCCGGCUGGCUAACCUGCCGGUCGCGGCUCACGCGGGGUCGGUGGAGGGGGCUACGAUGGCGGUGCGGGCGGGCGUGACCAGUGUAGAGCACGCCAACGAGAAUACGGAUGAGCUGUGGGAAGAGAUGGUGAAACGCGGUGUCAUCUACGUGCCGACGCUGGCAAUACUAGAUACGGUGCUGUCCCGGGCGGAGAUGAAGAAUAUGCAGGCCAGGGUCAAGAAAGCAUUCGACAUGGGGGUGAGAUUCGCGGCGGGCGGCGACACGGGAACGUUUGCGCACGGCGAGGGCGUGAGGGAGAUGGAGCUCUUGAGAGAGGCGGGCAUCCCGCUUGAAGACGUGCUCGAGGCGUGCUUCGUUGGCGGAUGGGAGGCGUGCGGCAAGGACUUGUGCGGGUACAGGUUUGGGUUCUUCGAGAAGGGGGCUAGGGCCGACAUCAUUGCCCUAGACACCGAUCCUAGGGAGGACGAGAAGGCGCUGCGGAAGGUGAGCUUCGUGAUGAAGGACGGAGAGGUGUAUAAGCAGGGCAGUGUGCCGGCCAACCUGCCAGGCGAGCACAGAUGGACCGAUGCUAAGGAGGAAGAGGUGGUGGAGGAGGAGGAGGGUGAGGAGGAAUGGCUCAGAGUGUGA